CACUGCUGCCGCCGCCAACAAGUGCAUGCGCGCCAUGGCCGCCGCCGCCGCCGCCACGCUCCUCCUCCCUCUCCUCCUGUCCGCCAUGAUCACGGCUUCUGUGGCGGCGGCGGGCGAGCAGGAGACGCUCAUCAAGGUGUACUGGCACGACGUGGUGAGCGGGCCGGACCCUACGGUGGUGAAGGUGGCGCGGGCCGCGACGACCAACGCCUCCAAGACCUUGUUCGGCUCCGUCAUGGUCAUCGACGACCCCCUCACGGAGGGCCCCGACCUCGGCUCCUCCCGGCUCGUGGGCCGCGCGCAGGGCACGUACGUCAGCGCCGGCAAGGACGUGCCGGAGUUGGCCAUGGCCAUGACCUUCGUAUUCCAGGGCGGGAGCAGGUACAACGGCAGCUCCGUCGCCAUCAUGGGCCGCAACGAGGUGGGCGCCGACGUCAGGGAGAUGGCAGUCGUCGGCGGCACCGGCGUCUUCAGGUGGGCGCGCGGGUAUGCGCAGGCCAGGACGCAUGCCUUUAACCUCAGUACUGGCGACGCCACCGUCGAGUACAGCCUCUUCGUCAGACACUGAUCGAUUAUAUAUUGUCGAGGAAGCACUACUAUAAUACAAUAACGGCUACAAUCUUGUGUGUUUGACGGCCCUGGGUACUUAGAGCCUGAUUGGUUGCUUGCCUGCCAAAAUUUGGGCCAUUUGGGCAAAAAACUUACCAAUAUUUUGGUAAGAAAAAGGGAGAAGUUGCCAAAUUUCGGUACCAAACCAAAUAGUAGCUAAAAGAUUGGCUUGCCAAAACUCUGGCAUGCCAAAAAUUUGGCAACAAACCAAUCAGACUCUUAUUUGCAUAAGCAACUAUAUGUGAUAUACGUGUUGUGUCA
Messenger RNA from Setaria italica (foxtail millet), 870 nucleotides. Its product is annotated as dirigent protein 22. The record is from RefSeq and is a predicted model, not a curated record. The coding region runs from base 26 to 568 and encodes 180 amino acids. NCBI's taxonomy places the organism in Eukaryota, Viridiplantae, Streptophyta, Magnoliopsida, Poales, Poaceae. The transcript has a single exon.